UCAUUAACUGGGCAUUCAAAAGUUUCUGCUCCCUUUAUAAGCCCCCCCUUCCCAGCCUUUCUUCUCUGACAUUCAAACCCGCACCGCAACUGAACUGCCAGUUGAACGGAUAAUUCUCCGCACCUCAUCUCUCUCGCCAUGGAUGCAUCUGACUACGGCUACUGGACCAGGAAGAGCCAUGUUCCGGCGUUCGGAAGCUGGGACUGCGACGACGAUUUCCCCAUUCCGUUCACUCAGUGCUUCGAAUCCGCCACCCAGGCCGGCCUGCUCCGCUAUGGCUACGCGGAGGACCGCGAUUUGUACGUCGCUAGAGAUCUCUACGACAACCGCAUCGGUACUCCGGCUAUGAUCGUCGUUCCUCGCCGCAAGGGGAAAGUCGGGCCGUACAGAAUACGAGAGAAAGGUCUGGAAGCGGCGAACGAUGCAUGGGUGGUUUGCGGAUGCGAUUGUGAGUCUGGUUUGAAACAAUGCUCAGCCGCCGCGUCGCCGCCGCUGCCAAGACGGGCGCCGAAGGCGGUGGACGAAGAUCUCUACAAAAUCUCUCCGGAUCUGCUCUGCGUCAAGCCCAAACAUGAGAGAAGGGUAUGGGGAUUUCUUGCAAGCUGCCUGCAACCUUCUUGUGUAUGUUGAAGCAACAUUGGGAGAUGAGUGAAAGAUGGAUGCAGUUCAUGAGUUGAUAGUACAAUGGGGAGGGCUAGCUAAGUCAUUGGGAAAUGCAAAAGAGAGGGGGGAAAUCAUCAUUAUGAAUAUUAUUAUUAGUAUUGUAGGAUAAUAAUGAUGAUGAUGGGAUUGGAAAGUGUUUUUUGUUGCAAGAAUGGUGAAAGUGCAGUAGUAGUUGUAGUAAAGAGUAGUGGUAGUAGUAGUGUGGAAAGAGGGUUAAAAGCUUGAUGGGAACAGUUGGGGUUUUUGGGUAUGUACUGCUGUGUGGACCUAGAAAGGUGAGAUUUUGCUUGUGAUGAAUAGUAAAUGAAAGGCUGUUACUCUU
Messenger RNA from Cuscuta epithymum, 985 nucleotides. The record is from the annotation of a GenBank genome assembly. NCBI's taxonomy places the organism in Eukaryota, Viridiplantae, Streptophyta, Magnoliopsida, Solanales, Convolvulaceae.